AUGAAGAAAACUAAUAUGUUACUACCAAAAAGAAGCGAAGCAAUAAUAAUAAAAAAAAGUAAGUUAUUUUUUCUGAGCACCAAAAGGUAUGAAACUACGAAUAUAUCCAUCCAAAAAAAUGAUGAUAAUAUUAAUAUAAGUGUGGAAACAAAGGAGGAUAUAAAAAAUGAUAAUUUUAUCAGCAAUAACAAAAACGAUGGAAAUGCUAAGAGAAACAUAGAAAAUGACUAUUUGGUCAAAUAUCAUGAUGAAAAUAAAAAUUUAAUAAAAACAACUAAUUAUAUUUUAAAAAUACACUUAAGAGAUAAUAUAUUUGUUAACCAAAAAAAUAACUUUUACAAUUAUUUCUAUAAUUCAUAUCCGUUUAUUAUAAACAACUAUAUUUCACAAGUAAAGGAAAAUUAUCUUUCUCUUAACGAUAUCGAAAAUGAAAACAAUAGAAAUAAAAAACUCAAUGACACACCUAAACAAAAAUCAAAUUAUGAAAUUGAGAAAUUAUUGCAUACUUUUCUUUACUAUAAUAAGGAUACCAAAAAUUCGUUAGAAGAUGAAAAUUUCUUAAAUAUAAUAAAUAACAAAAUGAGCAACCUUAGUAAUGCUUCAGAAUUAUUAAAAUGGUUGAAUAAAAAUGUGCACUUAACAAUUUUAAAAACUGGAAAAAAUAAGAAUGAAGAACUAUCUAAUAAGAUAAUCAGUAAAGAAAAGACCAAACUAUAUGGAAAAUUUAGCAAACUAUUUCAAAAUAUAAUUAAUAAUAUUAAUGAUACAAAUGAUAUGAAUAAAAAAAUUGAGAUACUACUAUACUUAAUAAAUAUAUGCAAUAAAAAUAUAUUUCCACAAAUUUAUGAACAGGCUAAGACAUGUUUGGAAGGAAUUUAUGAGAAAAUAAAAGUUAACCAAAAAAAAAAUCCCAAAAAAGGAAUUGAACAACAAUAUAUUAUGUUUUUAUUAUACAAAAAUUUCCUUUCAAAAAAUGUUGAAAAAUAUAUUAAUAUGGAACUUAAGAAAUAUUUGACGGAAGAAAUAUCUUUUUAUAAUUAUUUAAAAAAUGAAAAUAUAAAUAUUUGCUUAUUAAGUUUGAUAUAUCGAGAUUUAUCUUUUAUUAAUAAUUAUGAAAUAAAAUAUGUUCUCAUGAAUUUGGCAUUUUCAAAAAUAAAAACUGCAGAUAUGUUUGUAGAAAUAAAUAAUUCUUAUAAUGCCAUAACGUCUAUAAAAAAUUUACAAAGCUAUACAAAGCUUAAUGGAGAUAAUAAUAGAUAUGCCCCGAUUUUGAAUAAUUUUAAAGAAGGAAAAAAUAAUAUAACUCAAAAAAACAAAAAAAAUAAUCUUUUUAUCAGCGAUUCUUAUUUAUCAUUUUUCUCUAACACAUUACUAAAAAACAACUUUUACACUUUUUUAAAAAACGACUACAUUUAUUUCGAUGCAACAAAUAAAUUCAAUUCGCAAACAGACAUUAAUAACACUAAUAUUAAUAAUUAUGUAUUCUACAACUUAUUAGUCGCUAUUAUACAAUUAAAAGAAGCACAUUUAAAAUUAUGUGAUAAUAUGCAAAUAAAAAAAAUGAAAUUUUUUCUCGAAAAUGAAAAAAAUACAGCAUUGCUUAAUUUUAUUUUCAAAAUAAAAAGCAACUCAUAUUAUUUGAAUGAUUUUAUUAUACAAAAUAUAACGUUUUUUACUAAAUAUUUUGUUAAACACAAAAUAAAUUUUCCUAACAAUAUCUAUCCAUACAUAUUGAGUAUAUAUUGUAAUCUUAUUGAUAAUAUGAAAAAUAUUGAAAAUUAUUCGGAUAUAAAAAAAGGAAAAAAUUUAAUAAAUGAUAGUAAGCACAUUGUAAAUUAUAUUAUCAACGAAAUUUAUUAUAACAUCAAUUUAUAUACACUCAAAGAAUAUUUAUCUUUAAUUAAAUGUAUUCAAGUAUUACCAAAAAAAUAUAUGUUUGAAUUAAAGCGUGAUAUAUACUCUUCUAGGAAUAGAGACAAACUAAAUCCCCACAAUUUUUAUAAUGAUGAAUUAGAUAAAAGUAAUGAUAAGUUAAAUUUGCAAAACUUGCUUGAUUUGGGCACAACAAAAACAGAGAAAAAAAAUGAGCAAGUUCAAUCGCCUCAUUUGCGUAGUAAUAAUUCUGCUAAAAUUGAAUCGACGAAAAAAGUGAUGAAGAAUAAUAUUUUUCCAAAUGGACAUAUGGAUAAUUUAAUCAAAAAUAAUUUAAAAACAAAAAAAAGUGUUACUAUAAUAAGCACCAGUGAUUUUAUUGGAUUAACAUCAUUGCCAAUUUUCAACGAGUUGAAUGAAGAUUUUGUAUUAAAAAUAAGACAAAAUGAACAAAUGAAAAUAAGAGAAGUGAUACCAAGCAAGCUUUCCAAUAACGCAAAUGUGGCUUCUAUAAAUUUGGAAAAUAUUUAUGAAUAUAUAUAUACAUUUCAUUAUAAAAAAUUUGUAAACAAUUCUGAGGAUUAUAUAAAAAAUAUAUCUAUAAAAUAUGACGAAUUAACUAAAGAUCAAAUAAUAAAUUAUUUUAUUUUUUUUACACACUUAUAUGAAUUGGAUAUAUCUGAUAUAUAUGUUCUUAUUAAUAUAAUGAACCAAAUAAAUAUGUUUCAUCCAUUUAUUGAUUUUUUUAUUUCAAAACGCGUUGAAAAUUUAUUACAAACCAAAUGGAAAAAUGAAGAAAUAAACAUAUUGGGAAAAUUUUCAUCAAAUAUUACUAAUAAAAAUACCCUUAAUCAAUACAAAUUUAGUGAUACAUAUCUUGAUGAUUAUAUUACAAAAAUGAAAAGAAUAAACGAAAAUAAUUUCCAAAAAAAAGAAUAUACAAAUAACAAAAAUAAUGGAAUGAUAGAAAAUAAUGUAAAUUUAAAUGAUGAUAAUACUCAUGGAGGAAUUCAUAGUCAAGAAUUUUUGAGAAAAAAUAUAGAUAAUUCACAAAAACAUUUUAAUGAUUUAAAUUUAUAUAAUCACAAUAUAUAUGCAUCGAAUUUUGAAAAUAUUAAUUACGAUUAUGAUAUUACUACAAAUACAAUAAAUUUAUUUUUAUCUCUAAAUAGCAAAUAUAAAACUAAACAUAUUAUAGAAAAAUAUUUAAAAUUUUUCCAUUUUGAAAAUGUUAAUUUAUUUAAAAUUAACUUUAAUCAUUUUAUUCAAAAAAGAAACCAAGAAACUUAUUCAACCACAAAAACAUCGAUACAAAAUUUAAAUAGUAUUGGCAUAACCUACAAAUUACCAGAUGAUAUAUUGGCAAAUCCGGUCCUUAGUGACAUGCUUGUAUAUUCUGAUACUAUAGAAGAUCGAGCUUCUUACAAAGUUAUCUCAGAAACAUAUAAUAAUACUUUCGAUAAAUUAAAUAUUAUAAGGAAUAUUGAUAGCAAAAAUGACGGAAUUUUUUGUCUACAUCCAAACUCUCGAAAAAUGGACACUGAAAUAAAUCACAAAAUAAUAUAUGACAUCAUUGAAAGUAGAAUAAAAUAUGAUAUCAACAUUAAAAAUUUCAUGCUAAAUAAUGAAAACAAGUACAAUGAAGAUAUAAAACAGAAUUUGGAAAAAGAUUUUCUUUCUAUAAAUAAUAUUAUUAAUCUUAUAAGUUAUCUUAACAACAUAAAUGAUGAUGCAAACUAUAUAAAAUUAUUAACAUUAUGUUUAAAAAAUAUAAUUCUAUGUAAAAAUGAAAUAAGCGAUAUAAAAGCAUUUAGACUAUUAACAAGCGAGCUAUUAAAUAUUAAAAGUAUAUAUCAAAAUAUUUAUAUAUCAUCAGAAUAUUCUUAUUUAAACAUGUUAAUAAAAUAUUAUAUUAAAACUAUGGAAAAUUUUAUUCCUUUUUUUGAUAUUUCAGAUUAUUUUAAAGCUACACAAAUAUUUAUUAAAUAUUCAUUAUCAAACAAAUAUUUAAAACCAUUAAUUAUAUUAAAUAAUGAACUAAAUAAUGUUCAUAUAAGAAACAUUAAUCUUAAUUUUAUUCAUAUUAUUUUGCAAUUUUACUUGAAAUUAAAUUUUAUAAACGAACAAUUUAUUGGAAAUUUAUUACACCGUUACGUUAAUUUUAUAUAUCAGCAAAUGGAAAAUAUACCUAAUACUACUAUAAUUUCAAAUGCUGUCAAAACAAACGAAUUACUUUUGUCUUUAUGUAUAAAAAAUAAAGAUAUCAUUAACCUCAAUUUUGUAAUAGCACAAAGAUACACAAAUUAUAUGAAUGAAUUUAAAAUCGAUGAUUCUAAUAUGAGCGACAAAUUUUCUAACACUGAAGAGGCAUAUAAUAUUUUGGAAUAUAACUUAAGCAAUUCAAAGGAUGAAAUACCUGAUCAAAACAAUGAACCUAUUAUUGAGUAUGAAAAAGAUAACGAAAAAGGUUACGAUAAUAGCGUAUUUAAUAAUGUAGAAAAAAAAACAGAAAAGGAUAUUCAUAAUAAUACCAAUAAAUAUUCGAUAAAUAAAGAAAUAAAUGAUGAUAUUACAGACGAUCAAACUAUUGAUGGUCAUAACAAUAAAAAUAAUCAUACUGAGCUAAUUCACAUACAACAUGAACAAAAUGAAGAUGACAAUAAAAACGAUGCAAUUGUACAGAACAAACAAUACGAAUUAUCAUUGACUCAUAAAUUGAAUAUAAUAUACUUUUUAUGCAAAUUUAAUUUUUAUAACAAUAUAAUAAAAUCAUAUUAUUUCCAAUUAAUUAACGAAUGUCUAAACAGCGAAAGUUUAUCAUUUAAUGAUGAGGAGUAUUGUAGAUUAUAUGAAAUUUAUGUGCAUGUUAUUCUUAAUUUUUAUUUCCUUUCUUUUGAUAAAAAUAAUAAAUAUAUUAAUUAUAUUUUAAGUAAUUUACCAUGUUAUCAUUGGUAUAAAAAAGAAGAAGAAAAAUUAAAUUUAUUUACAGCGUCAAAAGAUUAUACUGAUAUUAAUACUAUUUUAAGAAUUUUAAAUCUUAAUUUUCUUACACCCACAUUAACAGAAAUAUAUUUUAUUCAUUUUUUUAAUGACCUUAAAAAAAUAAAUUCUAUUGAAAUACCACAAAACGUAUUUCACCUUUAUCAAAAGUAUAACUUACUUAUUGAAGAUAUUCAAAAUAAAAAUGUUGCAAUUUUAUGCAUUCCCGAGGAAAAUGCAUUACUUGACGAAAAUCAGGAUUAUAAAAUUCUCAUAAAUGAGAGUCACUACGUUUACGAAAAUAUCAGAAAAACAUAUACAACAUCACUACUAUUUUUGAGCGAGUGGAAGAACUUAAACGUUGAAGAAAAAUGCGAUUAUAUCCUUCGGAUUUUAUAUACAUCCUUGAGAAGUUGA
Molecule: messenger RNA, 5268 nt
Organism: Plasmodium berghei ANKA
Lineage: Eukaryota; Apicomplexa; Aconoidasida; Haemosporida; Plasmodiidae
Product: conserved Plasmodium protein, unknown function
Exons: 3
Coding region: 1-5268 (1755 amino acids)
Source: RefSeq, a predicted model, not a curated record